ACCCGGGGCGGGACUGACCCUGCCGGCCCCGCCCCCGCCUCCGCCAUUCGUCCAUUCGUCGCUGCUCGUUUCCAGUCGGGAGGCCACAGACAGCGAGUGUCAGGACACAGACUAGCUGCCUUGCCAGCGCUCCAGGCCCCGCCAUGCUUGUCCUCCGACACAGCCUGACUAAGGCGCUAGCUGCGCGGACACUGGCGCCUCAGGUGUGCUCAUCUUUUGCCACAGGCCCCAGACAAAAAGAUGGAACAUUUUAUGAAUUUCGUACUUAUUCUCUAAAGCCCUCAAAGAUGAAUGAAUUCCUGGAAAAUUUUAAGAAAAAUGUUCAUCUUCGGACAGCUCACUCUGAAUUGGUUGGCUAUUGGCGUGUUGAAUUUGGUGGUAGAAUGAAUAAAGUGUUUCAUAUUUGGAAGUAUGAUAAUUUUGCUCAUCGAACUGAAGUUCGGAAAGCUUUGGCCAAAGAUAAGGAAUGGCAAGAACAAUUCCUCAUUCCAAAUUUGCCUCUUGUGGAUAAACAAGAGAGUGAAAUUACUUACCUGGUACCAUGGUGCAAACUAGAAAAGCCUCCAAAAGAAGGAGUCUAUGAACUGGCUACUUUUCAGAUGAAACCAGGUGGCCCAGCUCUGUGGGGUGAUGCAUUUAAAAGGGCAGUCAAUGCCCAUGUUGCUCUAGGAUACACAAAAUUAGUAGGUGUUUUCCACACAGAAUAUGGAGCACUCAACAGAGUUCAUGUUCUUUGGUGGAAUGAAACUAUGGAUAGCCGUGCUGCUGGGAGACAUCUGUCUCAUGAGGAUCCCAGAGUUGUGGCGGCUGUUCGGGAAAGUGUCAACUAUCUAGUGUCUCAGCAGAAUAUGCUUCUGAUUCCUGCAUCAUUUUCACCAUUGAAAUAGUUUGCUUCCAAAAUAUCAACAGCUUCACUAACUGGUGUAUGAUGUGUCUGUUAAUGGUGCUUAAGUUCUCCCAAGAGUUCCUCACUUGUAUUUGCAGACAGUGGUAAGUUAACUCACUGUAGUUCUUGCAUUUUUGAAAGCCACUUCUGUCCUUUGUCACCACCACUUCAGGAAAUAGUUCUGCUCAUUUCCCCAAUGGCAUUUCAGUACCUAUUAUACCUUAGAAAUGGCUGUCACCCACUUUGUGAUCUUGUGUUUUCUUAUUUGUUUCAGAAUGUCUCUCCUUGUGUAUUUUGAUAACCGUUUGCUUUAUAUUGUGUUCUUACAAUAUUCAAAUAAUGAUUUUCUAUUUCCCUGCCUGACAAUAUUUUUAUAGUAAUCAUAUAUAAUAUCUACAUUUUCAUUGUAUCUGUUUUUUCUAAGAUUUAAAAAAUUUUUCCCAGUAAUGUUUAUUUUGCAGCAUCAAACGGAAUUCAUAAAAAUAAUAGAUCAAGUAUAUUUCUUUACUUUGGAAAAGUAAAUUAUUAUCUAUUCAUUGUGGUUUUCAUAUAAUGUAACCAGGAAAAUAAUGUAAUUACGUCAUGCCAUUAAAAAAAUAAAGAAUACUUGGUUUAUGUGCUGAAA
Oryctolagus cuniculus (rabbit) is the source of this 1511-nucleotide messenger RNA. RefSeq names its product nipsnap homolog 3A (gene NIPSNAP3A). NCBI's taxonomy places the organism in Eukaryota, Metazoa, Chordata, Mammalia, Lagomorpha, Leporidae. Gene Ontology annotation, cellular component: mitochondrion. The record is from RefSeq and is a predicted model, not a curated record.